Molecule: messenger RNA, 1225 nt
Organism: Anopheles arabiensis
Lineage: Eukaryota; Metazoa; Arthropoda; Insecta; Diptera; Culicidae
Product: small ubiquitin-related modifier 2-like
Exons: 3
Coding region: 157-426 (89 amino acids)
Biological process (GO): protein sumoylation
Cellular component (GO): nucleus
Molecular function (GO): ubiquitin-like protein ligase binding; protein tag activity
Source: RefSeq, a predicted model, not a curated record
CACAAAUUUAUUCCAAUCGUUGUAGCAAGCCGCACCGGACGCGCCUUUCUGCAGUGAACUUAAGCUUGCCCGUAUUCGUGUUUUGCUCUUGACAGUGAACUUCCUGUGCGCUUGUUUGAAGUGUGUCCCCCUAUCCGUCCCGGUGCGUAAGUAAAAAUGGCUGACGAAAAGAAGGGAUCCGAAUCGGAGCAUAUCAACCUGAAAGUUCUGGGCCAGGACAAUGCCGUCGUGCAGUUCAAGAUCAAGCGGCACACACCGCUGCGUAAGCUGAUGAACGCCUACUGCGACCGAGCGGGUCUGUCGAUGCAGGUGGUCCGCUUCCGUUUCGAUGGACAGCCGAUCAACGAAAACGAUACGCCGACGACGCUCGACAUGGAGGAAGGUGACACGAUUGAGGUGUACCAGCAGCAGACCGGAGGCUUCUAAACACAUCCAACCCAAGCGGCACAACAAACACACCCCCCUCCCAGCCAGCGGGACGGAGGGUCAUAGACGUACAGACGUAAUUUUAUACUUUCGAUCUGGCGCAACAACAUUUAUUCGUUCUAGAGCAGCCCAAGCCAGCCACCCAUGAUCCUAGACUAUCUCUGACGUGUGUUGCGGGUGGACAUAAUUUUAAGUUAUAUUUUAGUUUACACGUACCCCGCCCCCCGGACCUUAGCAGCAGUGCUUAUUCGGUAUUGUUCAUUUUCAUUCCCGAUGAAAUCGGCCGCAGCACCGCUUGAUAUGAAAAUCCGUAGCGCACCAUAAAUGGAGCGGGGAUGAAUGGUGUUCUUUUUUUAUUUUUAACGAAGUGUGUUUGCACCAGUUAACGGCAAAUUACAAUCGUUCGUCUCAUGUCAAACGAAUUGUGAGUGCGCGCCAGGACUCAUCGAGGGAGGUCUUUCCAUGUAUCAAUUUAUUAAUUACGUGUAUGUAUGCGUGUGCGUGUACGGAUAAUCAAAGGUAGAAGCAUUAUUUAUAACCGAAACAGCUCGAUGGGUUUAGUCGAUGCUAAUGGAUUAUUCAGGUGUAAUCACGACAAAAACCACUUUUAAAAAAAAAAAGUCAGCAAACAUGCAUACACACAUUCACUCAGACAUACGAUUUAUCCAAACGUGCAGAAACACAUUUAUCUGACAGGAAAAUCUGCGCAUUUUAUCCAUCCCCCACAAAAAUAAGAAUCUGAAUUGUACGAUACAUGUUAUUUGAUAAAUAAUAAAAACCAAACAACAAAACAAGGAAA